AUGGCGAACAGCAAGUCAGCUGCCGCGCAGGCCCUUGAGAUCACAGAGAUUCUGGUACUGAUACUACGCAAAGUCGAUAUGCAUACACUAUUGGUAUCUUGUCCGCGUGUGUGCCGAUACUGGAAGGCUUCUAUAGACAGUUUCGAGUCCCUGCAAAGGAAACUGUUCUUCCUCAAGGAUGAACUUGCCACGCCUACUCACAACCGCCUUUUAGCAAAGCAUUUCCCUUUUGCUUUUGAACAUGCUGACGCACCACCAGAAAGGGAUCUCCGUUUCUUCUCGCGAACGACGAAACUGAUAGCGCCAAAACACGACGUCACCUUUCCCGAUCUUCCGUGGAUACGUGACCGACAGGACGCCUACCGCCGACCAGAGGCCAGCUGGCGACGCAUGCUCGUUCACCAGCCGCCUUUUCCUGGUGUGGGCUGGGUUGGCACGAGGCGUUCCAAGGAAGUCAUGUUUCAUUGCAUACCAACGCCGAGGGAGUCCUUGCGGAUAGAAGAACUCCUUCGAGCCGUGUUAUCUGGAUUUCCCACAGAACAUGCAACCGUUGAUCGUGUCGCGCGUUCAUUCCGUGUGAUUUGGCGUCAUGUUCCACCCGACAUCGUCAAUGCUUAUCCCAAUGCACGAGCUGGCGUGCUUCAGAGUACAGUCAACACACUCCGGCAAGUUUUUGCUGAACAAUGGAGCGCCUUUGGCAUCAUUGUUCAUCAAGACGUUGACGACUUGGUGUAUGCUUCGCCGGAUCCUCAGCAGUUUAUAUUGUACGAUCUACUGCAAGACGAUGAAGACUAG
Messenger RNA from Pestalotiopsis fici W106-1, 795 nucleotides. RefSeq lists its product as uncharacterized. The record is from RefSeq and is a predicted model, not a curated record. The transcript has a single exon. The coding region runs from base 1 to 795 and encodes 264 amino acids. Gene Ontology annotation, molecular function: protein binding. NCBI's taxonomy places the organism in Eukaryota, Fungi, Ascomycota, Sordariomycetes, Amphisphaeriales, Sporocadaceae.